This is a messenger RNA of Eublepharis macularius, 3554 nucleotides long. It is a transcript of the gene PELP1, whose product is annotated as proline, glutamate and leucine rich protein 1. Gene Ontology annotation, cellular component: nucleus. The coding region runs from base 10 to 3432 and encodes 1140 amino acids. Lineage: Eukaryota; Metazoa; Chordata; Lepidosauria; Squamata; Eublepharidae. The record is from RefSeq and is a predicted model, not a curated record. Gene Ontology annotation, biological process: rRNA processing. The transcript has 18 exons.
GCGGGCGCGAUGGCGGCAGCGGCGGCCUCGUCGGGGGCGGCUCCGGCCGGGCCCGGCCCGCUGGUGCUGGAGACGCUGGCCGGGCUGGUGCGGGGCCCGGAGCCCCCCGGGGGCGAGGGCGGCGGGAGCGCGGCGCUGCCCCGCGGCCUCCCCGGCCUGGUGCGCUGCGCGCGGGACAGCGGCGGGGGCGGCGAGGCGCAGGCCUCGCCCGCCCUCGGCGGCCUGGUGAGCGUCAGCCACGUGCGGCUGGGCUCCCUGCAGACCCGCUUCGAGGGCCUGUGCCUGCUUUCCCUGCUGGUGACCGGCAGCAGCGCCGAGGCCUUCGGCCAGAACUGCCUGGGCUGGCUGCGGAGCCUCCAGCAGGUCAUCCAGUCGCAGGAUCCGCCCGCCACGAUGGGGCUGGCCGUGCUGGUGCUGCGCGACCUUCUGGGCUACUCCUGCCAACUCCCGGAACUGGCCCGGGACCUGGGCACCAACCACAUCCCGGGGCUGCUGACCUCUCUGCUGGCGCUCAAGCCCGAGUGCCAGAUCUCUGCUUUGGAAGGAAGCAAGGCCUGCAUGAUGUACUAUCCCCGGGCGUGUGGCUCCUUGCGAGGUAAGUUGACAACCUAUUUCCUGGCUCGUGUGGAUGCAGAAACACCUCAUCUGCAGCAGCUGGCCUGCGACUGCUACGCUCUUCUGCCCUCCCUGGGGGCCGGCUUCGCCCAGGGGCUCAAGUACACGGAAUGUUGGGAGCAGCAAGUCCACUGCCUCCUGGCCACACUCCACAGCCUGCUGGGAACCCUCUACGAGGGCGCUGAAACAGAAUCUCUCCAUUACGAAGGGCGUGGAGUUGAGAUUCCUCUGCCGACGCCUGAGCAGGGAGAAACCAGCUUCCUUCUCCACCUGAAGCUCCGGUUCACAGGCUUGGCAAAAUGCUUGUGCAGGAUGCUGAGUAAUGAAUUUCCAGCACCCGUGACGGUUCCUGUCCAAGACAUCCUGGACCUCAUUUGUCGCACCCUCAACGUCUCUACAAAAAACUUUGGCUGGUUUGGUGAUGGCCCUUUGCGAAUGCUGCUUCUGCCCGCAGUCCACCUGGAGAUCUUGGACUUGCUUUCUGCUCUCAUUUUGGCGUGUGGCCCUCGGCUGGUGCGCUUUGGGGGAAUUCUUUGCCGCCUGUUCCCACAGGUGCUGACUUCCUGGAGUGCUGGGCGGGACCUGCUACUUCCUGGACAGGAGCGCCCUUACAGUGCAGUGCGGACUCGACUUUACCAGGUGCUGGAUCUCUGGGUGCAGGUGGCUGGAGCAGCUUCCGGCAUCCUGCAAGGACACAAACCUCGCAGUGAGGCUCUCCUGGGCCAUUUGAUUGCUGAUGUCAGCCCCCCGAGUGAGACACUGAAGUUGCAGGAGGGCUGCCCUGGGCCUGAUGGGAAGCCCAGUGCCGCCAAGAGACCCAGGUUGUCUGAUCUGGGGAGCUUGGGGUCUGUGCAUCGCAAGUAUGAUCCCCAGGCCAACAGCGACGUGUGCCUGGCGGCCCUGCAAGGCCUGAGCCGCACCGUCCUGCUCAGUGGCAGCCUUCUGAAGGACCAAGCCCACAAGAGACUGCAGGAGCUGGUCAUCCCUCUGCUGAUCCGAUUGAGCCAGGCCGACGCCUUCCCUGGCUCUCCGUACUCGAGUGCCUGCUGCCGACAGGAGCUCUACCGCCUGCUGUUGGCCUUGGUGUUGGCACCGGCUCCCUCCUGCCCCCCUCCUCUGCAUUGCGCUCUCCGGCUGCUGAGCCAGGGCCGUGCAGAUGCCAGCCUCCAGGUUUCUUCGUUCUGUGCGGAGGCCUUGGUGGUCUGCAGCUCCCUUCUGCACCCCCGGGUGCCGUCCUUGCAGCUCCCUUUGGCAGGGCCCUCUGGACCACACCCCAGCUCCUCUGAGAUCUCGCCUGCCACGGCCUCCCCGUUCCGCCCAACCCCCCCUCUGCCUUUUCCUGCUGCCAGGCUCCCGCCUCCCGCCUCCCCUUCUGCGCCCCCCUCUGUGGCCACCUCUGCCAACUCCCUGGGGCUGCCUCUGCCCAGCCUGAAUUUGGGCCAGCUGCCCCCCCGCCUAACCCCUGAGGAGCCCCCCCUUCCCCCCUCCCCCGGCACAGCAGAAGCCGCAGCCUUGGCGGCAGGAGUCAGGAUGCGGCGCCCGAUCUUUAUCCACUACGACAAGGAGGAGGAGGAGGAUGUGGAGCUGUCUCUGGAGAGUGACUCUGACGACAGUGUUGUCAUUGUGCCCAAGGGGCAGCUGGGGAAAGUUGUCAACAACACGAGUGCGGCAGCGGUGGCGGCGGCCCCUGCUCCUCCUGCCCCCCUGCCCUUGCCUCUGGCCCCUCCCCCUGCCGCCCCUGCCUCCCCCCCGCCCGUCUCGGAGGAGGGCCCUGCCGAGCCGGCUGCGCCUCUUCCCCAGGGGCCCCCGCCUCCUCCCCCAGCAGCGGUGGUGUUGCCGCCUUCCCCCGCCCCUGUGGCGAAUGAUGCCGUGCUGCCUGCCUUGGUUGAGGAGGGCCCCCCCACAGUCAUCAACAUCAACAGCAGUGAGGAGGAGGACGAGGAGGAGGAGGAGGACGAGGAGGAGGAAGACUUCCCAGAGGAUGAGGACUACUUUGACGAAGAGGAGGAAGAAGAGUUUGAGGAGGAGGAGGAGGAGGAGGAAGAGUUUGAAGGAGAACUGGACGAGGAGGAGGAGGGAGAGUUGGAUGAGGAGGAGCUGGAGGAGCUGGGUGAAGAGGAGGAGGAGGAGUUUGAUGAAGAAGAAGAGGAGGAAGGGCUGACAGAAGAGGAGGAGGAGGAAGAGGAGGAAGGCCUGACGGAGGAGGAGGAGGAGGGGCUGCCGCCCACAUUGCUACCGCCCAGGAACAACGAGGAGCCCCCUGAGCUGCUGCCGCCAGUGAUUGAAGAGGCCCCCAAGCUGGUGGGAGAGGAAGAAGGAGCGGCAGGGCUUCUUAUGGAGGUCGAUGAGGAAGCCUUCCACCCACCCGAGGCGGCCGUGGCGGAAGAGCUGGCCUCGUCCCCUGCUGAAGCACCGCCUGUGCCCCCCCUCUUGCUGCCCGGCACCCCUGCCCUCCCGCUGCCCUCCACUCAGGAGGCACCCCCUCCACGGGCUGCCUCCGUUGAGCGGGAGGAGAAGCCCUGUCAGGAGGAAGAGGAAGGCGGCCCCCCAGACGGGGUGGCUCUGGCAGCCUCCUCUCCCGGGGCAGCGGCAGCAGAGGAGGCAGCAGCCCCGGAGGGCCACGCUGGAGAUGCGGGAGAGGGGUCUUCGGAGGCAGGGCCCCUGCAGGGAGAGUCGGAGAAGCUGUCGCUGGCAGAGCAGGAGGUUGUGGAGGUGAAAGAGGAGGCAACGACGACAGACGAGACGGAAGCCAUGUUGGCUGACUUUGUGGACUGCCCACCGGACGAGGAGAAGAUGCUCCUGGAGCCCGGCUCCUGACUGAGAAGAGAAGCAGCAUCAUGGCGGGAGGUUGGACUUAAAAGCGUGUUUUGUUAUUGGGGGAAAUGCAUUUUGUACGAAUUGAAAAGUUCAAUAAACGUCUUUGAUUUGGUGUUUUGGUA